Molecule: messenger RNA, 972 nt
Organism: Notechis scutatus (mainland tiger snake)
Lineage: Eukaryota; Metazoa; Chordata; Lepidosauria; Squamata; Elapidae
Source: RefSeq, a predicted model, not a curated record
GCAUAUCAAUGAAUUAAUGAACUAAUUAAUUAAUAUCAAAAGAACAAGAAGAGAAGAAGGGUUCUCAAGCAAGGUGGUGUUUGGACCCAACACAAAUGGUGAGAGGGCCUUGAUGGAUCAAUUGGACCUCUUGUUUUCUUCGGGGAAUUGCUCCCAGGAUGGGCUUUCUGAGGGUUGGCCAUGCUUUGAGCAUAGGUGGGAUCUGGAGACAUAUACCUCUUCAGGCUUUGCUCUCUCAGUUUGACCGGAUUCCAAAAUCUUUCCUGCUCCACCCCACACAUUUAGAAAAUGAAGAAGGUCCACCUCAGUUUUGGCUCUGCCCUUCCAGGGAGAGUAAACCUCCCUCCCUCCCCCCUUUUGCUUGCAGCUGCCAAGGACUCCACCCCCACCCCAACAUGGCUUAUAAGGGAGGGAUCGCUGGUGGCCAGCAGACUGAGUCAGGAUGCCCUCUGCUAGCCUUCUCCUGCUAGUGGGACUCCUCAGCCUCUGGAUUGAGCUGACACCAAUCUCUGGAUGGAAGAAGCAUGAAAGAUGUCACUACCCUGUUGACCCUGGACACUGUAGAGCGCACAUGACUCGCUUCUACUACAAUCACAAAUAUAACAAGUGUAAGAAGUUCAUUUAUGGCGGCUGUAAAGGAAACGACAACAAUUUUGAGAGUUUUGAGGAAUGCCUUCACUUCUGUAAAGAAAAACCCGGGGUGUGUCCCAAGGCCCCUCCAGGCCUGAUCACUGUUUGUCCCGUGAAGUGUGAAAGUGACUGGGAGUGCCAUGGGAAACAAAAGUGUUGCCCUUAUGGAUGCAUCGUUGACUGCACGGAUCCAGUCUAAGGUUCCCGUCCAUCAAGAUUCACCAUUCAACUUUUCCAAAUUGUGUCUGGUGCCUCAACUUAGACCAAAGACCCACCAGCCGCCAUGGGGACCCUUCCCCUCAAAUACACGGUGGACUAAUUCUUCUUUCCUCAAAAUAAAGG